Debaryomyces fabryi is the source of this 1701-nucleotide messenger RNA. RefSeq lists its product as uncharacterized. The transcript has a single exon. Gene Ontology annotation, cellular component: membrane. The record is from RefSeq and is a predicted model, not a curated record. The coding region runs from base 1 to 1701 and encodes 566 amino acids. Lineage: Eukaryota; Fungi; Ascomycota; Pichiomycetes; Serinales; Debaryomycetaceae. Gene Ontology annotation, biological process: transmembrane transport. Gene Ontology annotation, molecular function: myo-inositol:proton symporter activity.
AUGUAUGACGAGAGUGAGAAAGACUUAGUUCGUGGUGAGAUAGAUAAUAUCUCUGAUACUUCCAGUAAUUCUACUAUCUUCCAAGCAGGGUUAACAGAUAAAGAAUUAGCUGAAAGUGUUGAUAGAAUUAUUGAGCAGAAUCAACGUUUAGUUCCACACAAAGAAUUGAUCUAUCGAGGUGCGGUACUUGCCAAUGAUGAAGGUAACGUUCUCGAUGAACACCGACACCAUUACAACGAUGCCGAAAUAGAUCAGCUAGCAUUUGAAUCAAAACAUUCAAUAAGGGCACAAUCUUGGACCAUGUUUUUAGUGGCACUUUCAGCGUGUCUUUCAGCUGUCAACUUUGGUCAUGAUGAAUCGGCAGUAAGUGGGGCACAAUUGGAUUAUAUUCAAUUGUUCGAUAUCACCAAUGCAAAUGUUCAAGGCACAGUUAAUGCAGCGCCUUAUUUGGCUGCAGGGACUAUUGGUAUCGGAUCUGCCAUAUUUCUAGAUAAAUACAUUGGUCGCAAAUGGAUUAUUUUCAUUUCUUGUAUUUUUGGAGUCGGAGGAUCCUUGUGGCAAGCAUUCAGUCAAUCUAUGGGUUCUCUAUUAGCUGCACGCUUGUUUCUUGGGAUUGGGAUGGGUUUAAAUUCUUCAGCUGUUCCUUUGUUAAUUGCGGAAGCUGCCCCAGCAAAGUCUCGGGGAGCAUUUUUAAUGUUAUGGCAGACUUUCGUUGCAUUUGGCGUUAUGCUUGGAAGUGUAUUUAAUCGAGCCUUUGUUGAUGUAGAAAAUAUUGGUUGGAGGUUAAUGAUUGGAGCUUCCUUUGUUGCUCCUAUUUUAACUGCUGCCCUUGUUCUUUUUAUACCCGAAUCUCCCCGUUAUUUGCUUUCUAUCCAUAAGGAUGAACAGGCAUUGGUAUCCCUCAUCAAAUUGCGUAAUAGUGAACUUUCUGGGUCAAGAGAUUUUUUUAUUUUAUAUAAUUCGUUGAAACGAUCAGAAGAAAUAGAGAAAAUCCCAAUAACUUCUCAAAUUAACCUUUUCUUUACCAAUGGUAGAGUGAAAUAUGCAUUAUUAGUAUCAGCUUUUAACAUGAUUAUGCAGCAAUAUUGUGGUGUGAACAUCCUUGUUGGUUAUACUACAACAAUUUUAGUAGGCGCUGGAGUGGACUCAAAAACUGCCAUAGCUGGAAGUAUUGGAAUUGGCGGAGGAUGUUUCUUAGCUACUUUCUUCUCUUCUCAAUGCAUUGAUCGUUUUGGAAGGCGAAGAAUGCUACUUUCAACUUUCCCUCUUCUUUCAGGAUGUCUUUUUUGGCUUGGUGGUUCUUUGUACAUAUCUGAUGAUACUUCCCGUUUGGGUUCAGGAUUGACUGCCAUGUACAUGUUCGUCAUUUUCUUUGGGCUUGGAAUUGGUCCAAUCAGUUGGACCUAUAAUGCGGAGGUUUAUCCGUUGAAUGUUAGAGUCUUGGGGGUAGCUAUCGGCAUGGCUAUCAAUUGGAUCUUAGAUUUUGUCUUAAGUAUGACCUGGCCAAAGAUGGCUCAAACUAUGAGUGCAAGCGGUGGUCUUUUCUUUUAUGCAUCCUUUAACCUAUUUGCAUUCUUCUUCGCCUAUUUUUUUGUUCCAGAAACCAAACAAUUAACUUUAGAAGAGUUAGAUAAGGUAUUCUCUCAAAGCCCUUUGAAAUUUGCCAAAACUAAGGUUUUACGAUUAUUUAGAAAAGACUAA